AUGCCCUCCAAAGGAUGGUUCAACCUCGAAUCGGCAGGCGGUAUCAUCCCAGAGACCCAAUUUUUUGAGGGGGACUCCGCUUUCAAGUUUCUCGGUCUCACUCGUACACAGAGAUUAUACGGCUUUGUUGGCUGUCUCAUCAUAGGCUUUGCACUAAGUAUACUAGGCAGCAUCUUGCUUUUCUUGGGUCAGCUCGGUAGUUUUGCAGUUCUCUACACUAUCGGAAUCAUGGUGUCGCUCGUCGGCACCGGCUUCGUCAUUGGAUUUGCGUCUCAAUUCAAGCUUAUGUUCAAACCCGUACGAAUCAUCGCCACAGUUGUCUUCCUGGGCUCAGUAGGUCUCGUCUUCGUUGGUGCCUUUGUACUCAAGAACGAGGUACUGUGCAUCAUUUUCGUCAUCAUCGAAUACCUCGCCUACACCUGGUACAACCUAUCCUACAUCCCGUACGCCCGAUCAGCAGUGCUCAAACUCGUCGAAUUCGUUCCCUCGGCCAGAUAA
Suillus clintonianus is the source of this 498-nucleotide messenger RNA. Its product is annotated as SFT2-domain-containing protein. Gene Ontology annotation, biological process: vesicle-mediated transport. The transcript has 8 exons. Gene Ontology annotation, cellular component: membrane. Bases 1 to 498 code for a protein of 165 amino acids. Lineage: Eukaryota; Fungi; Basidiomycota; Agaricomycetes; Boletales; Suillaceae. The record is from RefSeq and is a predicted model, not a curated record.